AUGAAAGUGCUGUUCAUCGAAUGCAAUGCCGAUGGCCGGGCCCAGAAGGCUGUCUCUGACGAAGGCGUGACGCGGACGCAGCACGCUGCGCGCGAAUACCAUAAAAAGGCCAAAUUGCGCAGAGCCAAAGCGAAGGGUGACAGUCGCAAGCCGCCGCCGACUAAGAAGGCCAGCAGCUCCGAGAUAACUUGGACAGAUGAGUCAGCGCUCCAGGAGCAGCGAGCCAAGCGCGAUGAGUCGCCCGUCAAAAUCCUGCUGGGAGCCAGUCGCUCCGACCCCUUCCAUACCAUCGGCGAGAAAGAUGGGGUUGUCCCGCUCUACGUGCACGAGAUGCUGGACCAUGCCAUCUCGUGCCACUGGCUAGAACUGUGUCUGUCCGACGGUGGAGGAGGGCACAACGCCGCCAGGGCCGAGAUCAUGACCUCCGUCAUCCACAGCCCGGUGACAUGGUACACCAUCGUCUUUGCCGGCGCGACUCACAACGCCUACCAGUACGGCGGCCGGGGGACGACCAAGCAGAAUGAGCAGCUCCGGCUGGCGUACAAGACCAAGGCCAUCAGGUCGCUGCUCGAUUACAUCCAGGAAAACGGGGACAACGUCUCCGAGGAGGCCCUCAUGGGCAUAAUAACCUUGGCAUCCCACGGCACCGGCGAGGUUUUGAAGGGCCAUGACUCGUAUAAGCGCCAGACCUUGCCCUUCCUGUCCCAUCUCCAUGACGUCGACUACUACGCGAGCAUGGAUACUGGCAUGGAACAUCUGAACGCUGUGUAUGCCAUCGUGGGCCGGUGGGGAGGACUUCGGAAGCUGCAGCGGAGGAGCUUGGCCGUCAUUAUUCAAGUGUGCGACAUUCUCACAUCUUGGAGGGAGUUGAAGCAUCCCCACUUUGAUCUCCUGAUGCCGACAACGUUCCACAUUAAUAACAGGAGCCAUCAGCCGGAUGCGGCCGCAGAAGCCAUGCUUGAAACUCUGACCACAGGCUUCCACAACUUGAUCAACGAUGGUUACACCAGCCUUGACCCCCUCGUGGAGAUCGCCGACCGCGUGGCCAUCUUCUCGGCCGACUUUGAUCAAUUGCUGAGGUCCUAUGAUCUCCCCAAAGAUCAACAACCGCUGCAUACUCCCAACAUGGCCCUUGUCAGGUACAUGCGGUGGUGCGUGCUUCACGAUUGCCUAUCGCUACCGGAGCAGGACACCGACGAAGACGGCAGGAAAACUGGGCAAGAGAAGGUCAUUUACGAGAUCUGCCGACACAUCCUGUUCGCAUAUGCGGUAUUUGUCGUGGUACCCGUGCCGCCCCGGACCAAGCUGCAAGCAAAGAUCGCCGAACGACUCGGACGGCUUCUGAUCAAAGCGGUCAAGGUGGGCAUCCCCAGGGAACAACCCGAUCUGUUCUUGUGCGCGGUCGCAUGGGGCUGGAUGUGCACCGAACAAGCGGUCGGGUAUCGUAAGCUCGACAAGCUGUUGGGCAGCUUCGCCACUUUGCUGGAGUUCGCAGUGGUCCCGCGGAAGCCAGAGUCAUGGCCGAAAGUUGAGGAUUCGAUGAAGUCCUUCCUCUGGUUCGAGACUUACUGUGAAGAGCCGGCACGGAAGUUCUGGGCUGCAGCUUGUGAGCUUGCAAACGAGGACAUCAAAGAAGAAGAGUUUUCUUGA
Molecule: messenger RNA, 1650 nt
Organism: Fonsecaea multimorphosa CBS 102226
Lineage: Eukaryota; Fungi; Ascomycota; Eurotiomycetes; Chaetothyriales; Herpotrichiellaceae
Exons: 2
Coding region: 1-1650 (549 amino acids)
Source: RefSeq, a predicted model, not a curated record